This is a messenger RNA of Sparassis crispa, 600 nucleotides long. Its product is annotated as Mitochondrial FAD-linked sulfhydryl oxidase ERV1. Bases 1 to 600 code for a protein of 199 amino acids. Gene Ontology annotation, molecular function: flavin-dependent sulfhydryl oxidase activity; flavin adenine dinucleotide binding. The record is from RefSeq and is a predicted model, not a curated record. NCBI's taxonomy places the organism in Eukaryota, Fungi, Basidiomycota, Agaricomycetes, Polyporales, Sparassidaceae. The transcript has a single exon. Gene Ontology annotation, cellular component: mitochondrion.
AUGUCGGACAAGGACUCGGAGUCGAAUCCUACUCCCCAACAGCCUCUUCCACCGGGAAUGGUCUUGGGCCCUGACGGCAAGCCGUGUAAAAUCUGCACCGCUUUUCGUUACUGGAAACCGCGCAAACAGAAUAGUAGCAAAGCACCGAGCCACGAUGGCCGGAACUCUACUACCUCAAUGAUGGCUGCAAUGGCGACAGGACAGAGCUUAGCAUCUCAAUCAGAGCCGGAGCCGGAGCCAGAAACGCGUCCAGAGUACUGUCCGCCGGACGUCGAGCAACUCGGGCGCGCCACCUGGACGUUCCUCCAUACCACUGCUGCGUACUACCCCGAGCGCCCUACCCCGACUCAGCGUGCCAACAUGCUCAUGCUGCUGCGAUCUCUACCAAUUCUAUACCCUUGCACAUAUUGCGCGUCGCAUCUUGACACGAACAUGCAGGACAACCCACCGAAUGUCAGCGGACGGGUCGCGCUUAGCAGGUGGUUGUGCGAGCGGCAUAACGACGUGAAUGUGCGACUGGGGAAGGACAAGUUUGAUUGUUCGAUUGAGAAGACGGACGAGCGGUGGAAGGACGGCCCUGCUGAUGGCAGUUGUGAUUAG